This is a messenger RNA of Arabidopsis thaliana (thale cress), 1536 nucleotides long. RefSeq names its product zinc finger (CCCH-type/C3HC4-type RING finger) family protein. The transcript is spliced from 7 exons. Gene Ontology annotation, molecular function: ubiquitin protein ligase activity; metal ion binding. NCBI's taxonomy places the organism in Eukaryota, Viridiplantae, Streptophyta, Magnoliopsida, Brassicales, Brassicaceae. The coding region runs from base 160 to 1131 and encodes 323 amino acids. The record is from RefSeq and is marked reviewed. Gene Ontology annotation, biological process: protein ubiquitination; protein polyubiquitination.
UGGUGGAGGUGGAGGAAGCGCGCUCUAUCUCAAAAACGUUGGGGUCUGCUUGGUCCUCAACAAUUGAAAACCGUACAAAUUCAAUUUCUUCACAUAAAGCUCUCUCUUCCUUCUCCAUUCUUCCACCCUUUUUUUUCUUCUCUCCGCACAAAUCCCCAAAUGUCCGAUAGGAUACUGUGCAAGUUCUUUGUCCAUGGCUCGUGCUUGAAAGGCGAAAAUUGCGAAUUUUCCCAUGACUCUAAGGAUCCGCCCAAUAAUGUUUGCACAUUCUAUCAGAAACGAAUAUGUUUGUACGGAAGUAGAUGUAGAUACGAUCAUGUCAGAGCUGCUUCCAAUCUUCCUCUUAGCUCAGAUUCUGAGUCUUUAGAUCGCUCUAUAUCCACCACCCCCUCUAGGCAUUUGCAACAACAAGGCGAUAAUAAUGACGGUGACAAAUCCUCUAACGUUUACUGUAUCCACCCUAGAGAGUACCCGAUCUGCUCUUUUGCUGCAGCUGGUGAUUGCCCUCGAGGUAACCAGUGUCCACAUAUGCAUGGUGACCUCUGCAAUACUUGUGGCAAGAAGUGUUUGCAUCCUUUUAGACCCGAGGAACGAGAAGAGCAUACGAAAGAAUGUGAGAAGAAGCAGAAGCACAUUGAGGCUUUGAAACAAAGUCAAGAUAUUGAGUGUAGUGUGUGUUUGGAUCGUAUCUUGUCAAAGGCUACUCCAGGGGAAAGGAAGUUUGGGCUGUUGACUGAGUGUGAUCAUCCGUUUUGUAUACAAUGUAUUCGUAAUUGGCGUAGCAGUGCUCCUGUUUCGGGAAUGGAUGUCAACAGUACGUUGAGAGCUUGUCCUAUAUGUCGCAAACUCUCUUAUUUUGUUGUCCCUAGUGUGGUCUGGUACUCUUCUCCUGAGGAGAAGAAGGAAAUUAUCGACAUAUACAAGGCUAAACUCAGAUCAAUCGACUGUAAGCACUUCAACUUUGGAAAUGGAAACUGCCCAUUUGGAGCAAGUUGUUUCUAUAAGCAUGCAUAUUCUGAUGGUCACUUGGAAGAGGUUGUUUUACGGCAUCUUGGUUCUCAAGAAGGAGAAACUGUAAUAACAGACAGUAUCAGGCUAUCAGAGUUCCUUGGUGGCCUGCAGAUUUUCUAAAAUAUUUUUUCCCAGAUAAAUCGAAUAACACAAGGUGGUGAUGACAACUUAAUAUUCUUAUCAAACUCAUUUUGAUUCUGAGUUUUGACAAUCCUCUUAAAUAAGGUGAAGUAAUGUUUAUUUAUCUUUAUCUUUCAGAUUAUCGUACUAGAAUUUUCCUUGUUGGCUGAUUCAAGCUAUCUUCUUAUUAUAGAAAUGUAGACAUGCUCAGAGAGGAUAAUAGUUAAAAAGAGAUAAGGACACAGGAGAAACUCAAUGUAAUAAUAUUUAGAUAGGGAAUGUUACUCUACUACACAAUAAUGUAAAAAAAAAUGUGUGUGAAUAUACCAACAAAUAAUGUAAAUAAUGCUUUCAUAGCACUCCGUCUGUAAGAUAUUUUAGAUAAAUAAAAUUUGAGUUUCUAUU